GCAAGGGACGUUUAAAGACCUCGCAGACAUACGCUAUCAUCUCACUUCCUGGUUGAAAAUGGCGGAUGAGAAUGAGACAGCACCGCUGCCGGGGAAAGAAGACGUAGAGGACCAUGGACACUGCAGCGAUUGUGAAAAUGAGGAACACCACUUUGACGAUGGGGGUUUGGGUGACGACAGUGGUACCAAGAAGAAGAGGAGGAAGCAAAAGAAGAAGAAAAAGAGUGGCGUGCCCACAGAAACCUCUCAAGACCAACUUGCUAAGGUGAAUUCGCUGCCCGCCGACAAGCUACAGGAAAUCCAGAAGGCCAUCGAGCUCUUCUCAGUGGGCCAAGGUCCCGCCAAAACCAUGGAGGAGGCCAGCCGCAGGAGCUAUCAGUUCUGGGACACGCAGCCCGUGCCCAAGCUGGGCGAGACUGUGACAUCGCACGGCUCCAUCGAGCCUGACAAAGACCACAUCCGUGAAGAGCCCUACAGCCUCCCCCAAGGCUUCUGUUGGGACACCCUUGACCUGGGCAACCCUGCUGUGCUCAAAGAGCUCUAUACCCUGCUCAAUGAGAACUAUGUGGAAGAUGAUGACAACAUGUUCCGGUUUGACUACUCGCCCGAUUUCCUGCUUUGGGCUCUGCGGCCCCCCGGCUGGCUGCCUCAAUGGCACUGCGGCGUGAGGGUGAACUCCAACCAGAAGCUGGUGGGCUUCAUCAGCGCCAUCCCCGCCACCAUCCACAUCUAUGACAGCGAAAAGAAAAUGGUGGAGAUCAACUUCCUCUGUGUCCACAAGAAGCUCCGAGCCAAGCGAGUAGCCCCGGUCCUGAUCCGGGAGAUCACCAGGCGGGUCAACCUGCAGGGAAUCUUCCAGGCGGUCUACACGGCCGGGGUGGUCCUGCCCAAACCCGUUGGCACCUGCAGGUACUGGCAUCGCUCUUUGAACGUUCGCAAACUGAUCGAGGCGAAGUUCUCCCACCUGAGUAGGAAAAUGACAAUGCAGCGCACCAUCAAGCUGUACCGCUUGCCCGUGGCCCCCAAGACGCCGGGUCUGCGGCCGAUGACCAAGAAGGACGUGCCGGCAGUGUGCCGCCUUUUGCGAGAGUACCUUAGCCAGUUCAACCUGGUGCCCGUCAUGAACCAGGAGGAGGUGUCCCACUGGUUGCUGCCCCGUGAAAAUAUCAUCGACACGUACUUGGUGGAGAACGAGGGCAAAGUGACGGACUUUCUGAGUUUCUACACACUGCCAUCCACCAUCAUGAAUCACCCGGUGCAUCGCACACUGAAAGCUGCCUACUCCUUCUACAACGUUCACACCACCACCCCCCUGCUGGACCUCAUGUCCGACGCCCUCAUCCUGGCCAAGUCGAAAGGAUUUGACGUCUUCAACGCACUGGACCUCAUGGAAAACAAGACUUUCCUGGAGAAGCUCAAGUUUGGCGUCGGCGAUGGCAAUCUACAGUAUUAUCUUUACAAUUGGAAGUGUCCCAGUAUGGGCUCGGAAAAGGUUGGCCUGGUCCUGCAGUGAUGCAACAAUUCACACCCCGCCAAACCCUGAUGGCGUGAAGUGUUACAACAAGAUUACAGCGACCGCACCAUUCCACGCAUCACCUGACUGAUGGGCAUGAAGACUCUUUCAAGAGAGGAAACCUACCGCCCAUUUUAACUUUUUUUUUUUGGGUCCUUUUUGAACUUUUUUGAGCUGCGCUAUUUCUGACAGCCAAUGGGGAGCCUACUCCCCCAUUUCACGCGAACCUUAAAGCUGUCGCGGUUACAUCAAAGCCAAUAUUUGACAUCAGAUGGUGAUUGUACCAACACACACCACACACACACACACACACACACAGAGUCUACAAGGGCAACUGCAUCCCACUAACCAUAAAAAUAAAAACAUGUAAAUUUGGGCAACACGAUUGCUAAUUUGUGCCCGACCUAAUGCGCACCACAACUGUUUUAUGUUUGGAGUGCUUUUUUUUUACCCUCCCAAGUAAAAUUUGAGGUAAAUUUAAAAUGGAAGAUUUAAAUGGAGAGGGUCAUGAUAUUGUGGUAAUAAGCUAACAUAAGAUAAUAGCAAGGGCUUUUUUUCUCAUUCCAGCUUGGUUAGCUCUAAUUUCCAUAUCCAGGUGUCAUUGUAGAAGAAAACAAAGCUGAAUCACCUCGUACAAGGUCAAAAUACGCCACACUGUGAUUGUGGGCACCAGACUUUUGACACCUUUGUUAUCAAUAAACCUGCUGUUAAAGCUCACUAAUACAACCUCAUAUUUGCUGAAGUGUUUAAUUUUCCUACUAGGUAGUAAGAUAGUGACUGCAAACGCGCCGUUUCCAAAAUCAAAAGAGAAGCUCGGAAGUGUGGAAAAAGCACGGUAUUGAAAUUUAAAUAGCUGUGCUUAAAGCGCGACAACGGGGAUGUGUUUAAAAAACAAACAAAAUAAAACCGUUUGGGGGGUUUUGCAAUCACUGAACGAAAAUGGACUGCAGAAACCGAAGCUGUGGGUGUCAUUUUUGAAGCAAAAAAUAAAAUCUACCAAGAAAUGA
Hippocampus zosterae (dwarf seahorse) is the source of this 2520-nucleotide messenger RNA. RefSeq names its product N-myristoyltransferase 1a (gene nmt1a). Gene Ontology annotation, cellular component: cytoplasm. The transcript is spliced from 12 exons. Bases 59 to 1513 code for a protein of 484 amino acids. NCBI's taxonomy places the organism in Eukaryota, Metazoa, Chordata, Actinopteri, Syngnathiformes, Syngnathidae. Gene Ontology annotation, biological process: N-terminal peptidyl-glycine N-myristoylation. Gene Ontology annotation, molecular function: glycylpeptide N-tetradecanoyltransferase activity. The record is from RefSeq and is a predicted model, not a curated record.